Molecule: messenger RNA, 3361 nt
Organism: Arachis duranensis
Lineage: Eukaryota; Viridiplantae; Streptophyta; Magnoliopsida; Fabales; Fabaceae
Product: eukaryotic translation initiation factor 3 subunit A
Exons: 15
Coding region: 209-3076 (955 amino acids)
Biological process (GO): translation reinitiation; formation of cytoplasmic translation initiation complex
Cellular component (GO): eukaryotic translation initiation factor 3 complex, eIF3m; multi-eIF complex; eukaryotic translation initiation factor 3 complex, eIF3e
Molecular function (GO): translation initiation factor activity; mRNA binding
Source: RefSeq, a predicted model, not a curated record
AAAAGAUUGGGCUGAGAGAUAGUAACUAGGGUAAGCACGCGCGGCACUGCAAUUCCCCUGUUUCUACUUCACACUCUUCCCCUUCUCUUUGCUCUCCACACUCCCCCGCUUCUAGGUUAUACGGCGCGCCCUAUCUCUUCUCUGGCUGCACUUUCUUCAGUGACAGCGGCGCACCAUCAAAGAACUCUUAGGUCUCUGAAUUCCGAAUAUGACUUCGUUCCUGAAGCCUGAGAAUGCCCUCAAAAGGGCUGAAGAAUUGAUCAAUGUUGGGCAGAAGCAGGAUGCUCUGCAGACACUGCACGAUCUUAUUACCUCGAAAAGGUACAGGGCAUGGCAGAAGACCCUCGAAAGGAUUAUGUUCAAGUAUGUGGAACUCUGUGUAGACAUGCGUAAGGGACGGUUUGCAAAGGACGGGCUCAUUCAGUACCGUAUCAUAUGCCAGCAAGUGAAUGUUAGCUCCCUGGAGGAGGUUAUCAAGCACUUCAUGCACCUAUCCACUGAAAAAGCUGAACAAGCCCGUAGCCAGGCACAGGCAUUGGAAGAAGCUCUUGAUGUUGAUGAUUUAGAGGCUGAUAAAAGGCCAGAGGACUUGAUGCUGAGCUAUGUCAGUGGGGAGAAAGGAAAGGACAGAUCUGAUCGGGAGCUUGUUACCCCUUGGUUUAAAUUUCUUUGGGAAACAUAUAGGACUGUGCUUGAAAUAUUGCGCAACAACUCAAAGCUAGAAACUUUAUAUGCUAUGACUGCUCAUCGGGCUUUUCAGUUUUGUAAGCAAUAUAAGCGAACCACAGAGUUCCGCAGACUAUGCGAAAUCAUAAGAAACCAUUUGGCCAAUCUUAACAAGUAUCGUGAUCAACGUGACAGACCAGAUCUUUCAGCUCCUGAGAGCUUGCAACUGUAUCUGGAUACAAGAUUUGAGCAGCUGAAAAUUGCAACAGAACUCGAACUUUGGCAGGAAGCUUUUAGAUCUGUUGAAGAUAUACACGGACUGAUGUGCUUGGUCAAGAAGACGCCGAAGCCAUCUUUGAUGGUUGUUUACUAUGCUAAGUUGACAGAAAUAUUUUGGAUAGGCUCAAGUCAUCUAUAUCAAGCAUAUGCAUGGUUCAGGCUAUUUUUAUUGCAAAAGAGCUUCAAUAAGAAUCUGAGUCAGAAGGAUUUGCAAUUAAUAGCUUCAUCAGUUGCUCUGGCUGCACUUUCGGUGCCUCCUCAUGAUCGCACUCAUGGAGCAUCUCAUUUGGAACUAGAACAUGAAAAGGAGAGAAAUUUGAGGAUGUCUAAUCUUAUUGGGUUUAAUAUGGAAACUAAACCUGAAAGCAGAGAAAUGCUCUCAAGAUCAUCACUUCUUGCUGAACUGGCGUCCAAGGGCGUGAUGUCUUGUGUAACCCAGGAAGUGAAGGAUAUUUACAACAUUUUUGAACAUGAAUUCCUUCCUUCAGAUCUUGCAGUAAAAGUGCAGCCCUUGUUGGCUAAAAUAUCAAAGUUAGGUGGUAAGCUUUCCACUGCUUCAUCUGUCCCAGAAGUGCAGCUGUCUCAAUACGUCCCUGCACUAGAAAAGUUAGCUACCUUGAGGUUGCUCCAGCAGGUGUCUAAUGUGUACCAGAGUAUGAAGAUUGAGACCUUAUCUGGCAUGAUCCCAUUUUUUGAUUUUUCUGUUGUGGAGAAGAUUUCUGUUGAUGCUGUUAAACAGAAGUUUCUUUCAAUGAAAGUUGACCACAUGAGAAAUGUUGUAAUUUUCUGCAAAAUGGUAUUUUUUAGAUGUUUAUCAAUAUUGUUUCUUGCUCAAUUUACACUUGCUUACAGAGUUUUUUUUUUUCCUCCUUUUUUAGAGAUUGGAGCUUUGCUUCCAACUUUGUCCGAGGUUGUUGCCAAGGAACAUAAACGACUUCUAGCUCGAAAAUCUAUUAUUGAGAAGAGGAAAGAAGAACAAGAGCGGCAGCUUCUGGAAAUGGAGCGUGAGGAAGAAUCAAAGAGGUUAAGAGUGCAGAAAAUGAACGAAGAGGCUGAAAAAUUGAGAGUUGCAACUGAAUUUGAGCAGAGGAAAAAUGAGAGGCUCCGCCAAGAGAUAGAGGAAAGAGAAAAGGAAGAAGCUAAAGCUUUGUUUGAGGAAGCUGAGAAAAAAUUUAAAAACAUUAAGGGGAAAAAGCCACUUAUUGAGGGGGAUAAAAUUACCAAGCAAGCCUUGAUGGAAUUGACGUUGAAUGAACAACUCCGAGAAAGACAGGAAAUGGAGAAAAAACUCCAAAAACUGGCAAAAACCAUGGAUUAUUUGGAAAGGGCAAAAAGGGAAGAGGCUGCUCCCUUGAUUCAUGCUGCAUAUGUAAAGCGCCAAGAGGAAGAGAAGAUUCUUCAUGAGCAUGAACAGCAGCAAGAGAUUGAAUUGAGUAGACAACGUCAUGAAGGAGAUCUCAAGGAGAAGGAGAGGCUUGCCAGAAUGAUUGGCAAUAAAGAGAUAUAUCAAGAGAAAGUUGUUAGUCGACGCCAGGCUGAAUUUGACAGAUUGAGGAAGGAAACGGAGGAACGGAUCUCUAGGAUAUUACAGUCCAGGAAACAGGACCGGGAAAGAUUGAGGAAGUGGAAGUAUUAUCUGAAUGUGGAAGAAGAGAGGCAGCAAAAGUUGCGCGAGGAGGAAGAAGCAAGGAAGCGCGAAGAGGCUGAGAGGCGAAGGAAGGAAGAGGCUGAACGAUUAGCAAAAUUGGAAGAGAUAGCAGAGAAACAGAGACAAAGAGAGCGGGAACUGGAAGAAAAGGAAAGACAAAGAAGAGAGGCAUUGUUGGGAAGAGGUGCCGAGCCAGCUUCAAGGCCUACUGAGACUCCUGCACGCCCACUUGAGUCUGGAUCUGCUGCUCCUGCUGCAGCUGCCGCUGCUGCUGCACCAGCCCCAGGGAAGUAUGUCCCUAGGUUCCGCCGUGAGAAACCUGAGGGUGCAGCUGCUCCUCCUGAAACAGACCGCUGGAGUAACAGUAGCAGCCGGCCGGAUGGUGACAGGUGGGGUCGUGGUGAAGAUCGCAGAUCAGCAUUUGGUUCUGGUGUGGGUUCCAGGUCAUCUUCAACCUGGUCAUCCUCGAGGAACCCUCGUUAAUCACCCUGUUCCCAUCUGUUGAAAGCUGAUCUCAUUCUGGCCCUCAAUGGAGGGUACAAUGCAUUGAGUUGCCUGAUGUGCGGUUCUCAUGACCUUGUCGAGCUCUUUUUGUACUCUUCCCAAUUUGAGUUCUAGAAUUUUUUUUGAUACUUGGUUCGUAAAAUUUGUUUUAUCUCCUAAUGCAUUCGGCUUCUAGAUUAUGCAACAAUAUUCUAUUUAUGAUCGAGCAGAUUGGAUAUGGUACUCGGAAUUUCAAGUCAGAAGUAAUGCAGACUUAAUUUUCGA